AAAUAAUCGGGGAGGGUCCGUCCGUCCUUUCUGCCUUGGCUGAUCAAUAGUCACAGUCGAUACGCGAUGUGGCCGGCCCGUGUGCUGUAUAUCGGCAGCCCUUGUAGGGCUGGUAGCUCACCGAUGGAUGACAGCUCCAAAGUGUCCAACUGCACACACGAACCACAGCACACACACAUGGAUGACGCCCUGUGUGUGUGGCUCGGGUGGCUGACCUUGAUGCAAGAUAUGGCCCAGCCCUUGACCGAAAACGACACAUCAGUCGCACACACGCACACACAUUAAUGACACAAACACAUUGAGGAUAAAUUUAUUGAUCAACACACAGAUGGGUGGAUGGUAACCUACUUGAGCUCCUGGGGCGCGACGCUGCCGUAGUAAGCUGCCCUCCUUAGCGCCGUCAUAGGUCAGCUGAUGGAUGGAUGGAUGGAUGGACAGACAUGCCAUGCAUUCAUUCAUCGGCGGGUGGAUGUGUGUGCCGGUUUACCCUUCCCUCAGCAUAGUGGGACGGCGGCUGCUGGUCGGAACUCAGCUUGGGGAUGCUCCACAGUGAAGGGACAUACCUGCACACACACACACGCCUAUCUCUGCCAACCUGCCAGCGAUUUCCGUCUGCCUGUCUGUCUGUCUGUCUGUCUGUCAGGCCAGCCCCUCUCGGCAUGGGUCUGCAACAGAUCCAGGAAAGGAUCACAGACGGAGCGGCCGAUGCGGCCUUGGAAGUGCUUCUCGACGAUCCCCUCUCGGCAUGGGUCUGCAACAGAUCCAGGAAAGGAUCACAGACGGAGCGGCCGAUGCGGCCUUGGAAGUGCUUCUCGACGAUGAGACUCCUGCACAGAUACAACAAAGCAGAUGGCGUGUGUGUGUGCCAUGAAUGAGAUCUCUCUUGUCUAUCUUGUCACGGCCGUUGCGUAUCUUGUCACUCACUCACCCAGCGUCGUUGAGUAUGAAUAGGGCGUCCAUUUGCACACACCACCCUCCCGCCCUUCCCGG
This is a messenger RNA of Vitrella brassicaformis, 990 nucleotides long. NCBI's taxonomy places the organism in Eukaryota, Vitrellaceae. The record is from the annotation of a GenBank genome assembly.